UGUAGCUACGAGAACACGCAGAAUGCGUCAACUCGAAGAGGACGGAUCGAAUCGAUUUUACGUUAAGAUGGUAACGCGCGCGUUGUGAUACUUCCGUUGAAAAAUGUUAGUAUUCGAAGAUUAUAAUUAUUUUCAUUCGUCUAAUUAUUCUUUCGUCGGAUGUGACGAUGUUUAUUCGGCUCGAUGCGGCUGUCGUCGACGUGCAGUAGAUCGUAGACGACAUAAAAGGAUCAAGGAAACUCGGUGUUCUUCGCUCGCUAACCAAUAAAACGUUUUAUACUUUAGCUUGUUAAGGGUAUCAAACUCGCUUCUUAUGACGUAAAUAAGUAUCUCAAAUGUUAUACGAUGAGUAAGGCAAGAGUGGGGUCGGAAUAUAUUCCGUUAGUGGAAGAGGACAUGUCGAAAGCGCGUGUUGUUUUACCUUUUGCUAAAUUAGCAUGGUUCACUGUCUCUUUACCGUUCUUGGCAUUUACCUUUUGCGUCAUGUGGUCUGUUAUAUACAAUUUCGAGCAUUCCACCUCCACUCAUUGUAAGGUGUAUAAUUUUUUACCAUCCGUAUCAGCAGCGAUUGGACAUUACAGACCACAGAGAGAUGUAUGGAAAAUUGCGAUUGCUGUGCAAGCAGUGAUAAGAGUUUUAGUGUUAGUUAUGUAUUGCCGUUAUUACAAAGAACAUAUUUAUAAAUGGGCACAAAGUAUAUGUAACAUUGCAAUUGUUACGUAUACCGUUGAAAACAUAUCCCUAGUUACUUUAAGCUUUUGGACGUCCGAUGAAAAUUAUGCCUUCCACAAAUUAUCUUUUAUAACAUUUUUGAUAAUGUCUUUUAUUCAUAUGGUUGUAACAUAUUUUAUUAUGAAAAAUUGUCGUAACGUUACAAGAGAAUCAUCGGAAACUGCUUCCAUGAAAUGGAAAUGGAGAGCAAUGGUGUUAAAUGUGCUGUCUACAAUAUGUGCAUGUUAUUUUUUCUAUAGGCAUAAUAGAUAUUGCGAGCCUCUAGUCUAUUCCAUGUUUGCGUUAAGCGAAUAUGGAGUUGUCCUUUCAAAUAUGGGAUAUCAUUCGACUGCUGCUUGGGAUUUUGCAAAUUCGCGUCUUAUGAUAUCGGGGACUGGAUUUCGAAUCAUUUAAUGCGGUAUUCUUACAAUCGUACAGUACGAACAGAGAUUUUCUUCGUUUUAUUUCUGUAUCCCGAAGUACAAAGAUUUGUGUGUAUAAUCGUGUAACAAGAGAUAUACAUAUGUACAUACAUGUAACAUACAUACACGUACACGUACACAUGCGCAUAAAUCAGUGAUAAAUAAUAAAUGAAUCUAUCGUCAUAUCAAAACAACAUGCAUUACGAGUAGAAAAUUCUUUGGGAUGGUUAAAAUUGA
Messenger RNA from Nomia melanderi (Alkali bee), 1370 nucleotides. Its product is annotated as post-GPI attachment to proteins factor 2. The record is from RefSeq and is a predicted model, not a curated record. Lineage: Eukaryota; Metazoa; Arthropoda; Insecta; Hymenoptera; Halictidae. Gene Ontology annotation, biological process: GPI anchor biosynthetic process. Gene Ontology annotation, cellular component: Golgi membrane; endoplasmic reticulum membrane.